Neocloeon triangulifer is the source of this 2763-nucleotide messenger RNA. It is a transcript of the gene Vang, whose product is annotated as vang-like protein 2. Gene Ontology annotation, biological process: Wnt signaling pathway, planar cell polarity pathway; establishment of planar polarity; multicellular organism development. Lineage: Eukaryota; Metazoa; Arthropoda; Insecta; Ephemeroptera; Baetidae. The record is from RefSeq and is a predicted model, not a curated record. Gene Ontology annotation, cellular component: plasma membrane. Bases 201 to 1886 code for a protein of 561 amino acids. The transcript is spliced from 10 exons.
CGUAAACUUUUCUAAUAAUUAAAUGGCGUCCUUUGUUUUCCCCGAAGCCUAAUGAGCGUGUUUCGACCGAUAGACUCUUGAAGCAGCACGAUUUCGGCGCCCGCCACACCAACAAAAUCGUCCUUCGGCUUGUUGUCGACAAUCGGGCCGAUUUAUCGAGCAAUAGGCGGCUUCUUUAUUUGAGGAGAUAUGCCAACGGCAUGGAAACGGAAAGCGUAGUUUCUCACGCAACAGAGCGGUCGAGCAAGUCCAGGAGUCGAAGCUCGUCAUCUAAACUGAACAACAGCUCCUCGAAGCACAGCAUGGGUCGCUCAAAUCGAUCGCACCAUCGUCAGGGCAGGCAGGGCGACCGCUCUGCAGACAUCUACCAGUCCACUGUGACUUUAGAGGAGACCAGAGAGGGACAAGAAAUAAUCGAAGUUCAAAUUUUACCUCAGGAUGAAAACUGGGGGGAAACGCAAACACACAUCACCUCUGAGCAGUCGGUCAGCGUGGAAGACUUGUCCAUGCCUGGUUUCAGUGGUCGAGGUGCUUUGGAAUCGUGGGACGGAGGUGACAGCGGCUCGGCCUUCCAUGUUUGUCAAAAGUACAUCAGCGUUUUGGCCACCGUGGCUCUUUCGUUGGCGGCCGUUCUAAGUCCAUUGGCAAUGACCAUUUUGCCAAAAAUCGGCGUCUUUGGAGAAACAACCACAACCUCUAGCAGCAAGUUACAAGUUUGCAAAGCGGACUGCAAAGGCCAAAUUCUGUCGGUGUCACUCAAGACGGCAAUACUGGCCGUGGCCAUCAUUGUGCUUCUGCUCCGUCGCCACCGUGCCACCAUGCCUCGGAUUUUUGCACUGAAAGCCUUCCUGAUGGCCCUGCUGCUAGUGGUGCUGGUCAGUUUCUGGAUUUUCUACAUGGCGUCCCUCACCCCUGGCAAGACAGAAUAUGCUGCCCUCGUGUCUUUUGCAAACUCGCUCGCAGACACUCUAAAUUUUGUGCUCUGGUUGGCCGUUGUUUUGUUGGAGAUAAGACAUCUGCAGCCAAUUUAUUGCAUCAAGGUGGUCAGAUCUCCAGAUGGCGAAGCUCGUUGCUAUCCUCUAGGGCAGCUGAGCAUCCAGAGAGCAGCAUUGUGGGUUCUCGAUCAGUAUUACUCAGGUUUCCCAAUUUAUAAUCCAUACCUGGAAACUAUGCCUCUCUCAAAGAAGAACAAUGCCACCCAAAGUCAUCAAAGUAAACCCAGGAGCCAGCACAACUCUGUCUCAGAGUACAAAUACUAUGAUGUGGACAACUCUACCACAAAUUCAAUUCUGUCGCCAGGGUCCAGAGCUAGUGGGAGGCAUCGCAGAGAUUCUAGUCAUAAUGAGAGGUUCUACGAGCAAACUGAAUACGACCGGCGUGUGAAGAAGCGCAGAGCCCGACUCGAGGUUGCCACUGAAGAGGCCUUCACUCACAUAAGACGCCUUCAACCAGGGGCAGCAGCUAACCAGCCUUUGGACAGUGAAGAGGCAGCACAAGCGAUUUUUCCAUCCCUGGCUAGAGCACUUCAAAAGUAUCUGAGGGUCACAAGACAGCAGCCGCAGCACUCGGUCGAGUCGAUUUUGAACCACCUUUCAGCCUGCUUGAGCCACGAUCUCAGCCCUAAAGCCUUUCUUGAGCCUUUCUUCACAGCAACUCCCCUCUUACAUUUUGAAAGAGACCCUAGGAGUAUCCAAGGGUGGGCCCUGAUUUGUCCCGAGCUGCUCAGCAGAGACAUCCGUCAUGGCAUCAGGUUUUUGCUGCGCCAAGGAGACGUAACCCUGAGCUGCCUGGUGACCCAAUUGCCCCAGUACAACCUGGUUGAGCAGCUCAUCCCAAGUGCUUCAAACCGCUUUGCCCUCCGUCUGAACUCAGAGACAAGCGUCUGAGAAAAAAUUUUGUGGACUUUUAUUUACAAACAGUAAGUUUUGUUCAGCACCGUAAUUACCGCAGGCCAUCAAAUACUUAAUUUCUCUACCGUACUGUGAUGGUUAGUAAUUUAGUUCAACAGGAUUUGCCAAAUGAUUUUUUUUUAUCUCUAUUUUGAAGAAUUUACUGUCUGGUUUGUUGGAACUUUCAAAGUUUGAGCCAACUUUGCUCUCUUAGCAAUUAUCGAGUGUGAUAUGAACUGAAAUUUACUCAUGUCUUUUUGCAUGAAACUUGAAUAAUACUCUUCUCAAAAACACAUCAGAUUUUAUUUUAUUAGUUGCUCAAUUUUUAGUUUCUUCUGAAAUUCUAUGUUCAAAUUACGUGUAAAAUAAUCUUUGACAAACUUUAGUGUUUUUCACCGACUUAACUCUUUUGUAAUUUAUGUACAAAGAUUGAGAAUCUCUGAAGCAGGCUUCGCCUAUUUAUUGACGACAGAUUUAUCACAAAAUUCUAAAUCAAGCAUUUUGACGACUGCAUUUUGUAAAGUUUUUACUUUUGUACCGAAAGCCCAAACAAUAAUUUUGUGCUGUAACAGCUCAAACAUAUUCUACAUUCUAGACCGUCAGGGAAAUCUAGAUUUUACACUGUAAAGAAGGCGAUCUCUCAAGUAUUGUAAAAAUGUCGAUUAUCACUCGUGAAUAAGCAUUUUCGUGUUGCGUUCUAGUGUUCAAUGAGUAAUGUUUGAACAGAAAUUUACAAGAUCGAAACUAUAUAGGUGUAUCGAUGUAAGAAUAAUAACUAAAUUAUAUGAUUGUGCCUUUGUAUAGUGUGGUGUAAGCUAUUUAAAUACAAUAAAUUUAUUACAGCUAAGUAUAAUCAUACCAAAUAUCAUAAGAA